This is a messenger RNA of Mytilus trossulus (common blue mussel), 3151 nucleotides long. RefSeq lists its product as uncharacterized. The transcript has 3 exons. The record is from RefSeq and is a predicted model, not a curated record. NCBI's taxonomy places the organism in Eukaryota, Metazoa, Mollusca, Bivalvia, Mytilida, Mytilidae. The coding region runs from base 104 to 3079 and encodes 991 amino acids. Gene Ontology annotation, molecular function: protein binding.
GUGACGUUUCCCAUUGUCGUUUCUGUGGUACAUCUACGCACGCUUGGAUCUUCAGGAUAAGUGUUUGCAUGGAUAACGUUGGUGUCUACAAAAAUUCCUAAACAUGUGUGAUUUAGGACAAAGUAGCGACUGGGGUUAUCUUCCAGAUGUUGCUCUAAUAGAGGUUUACAAAUAUUUGGAUGACAAUGAAAGAGUGGCUGCAGCCCGUGUAUGUAAAAACUGGUUGCGGCUCUUCGAAACGCCAUUGCUAUGGCGGUACCGGUGUGUUAGCUUUGGUGGAUUCGAUGCUAUGGGCACGGCCGACAGAGCUUGUAGAUAUAUUAAAAGGUUUGGAAAACACUUGCGAUCAUUAGCUAUAAGAUUCCAGGGACCUACCUAUCGAACGGUGAAAGUCAUUUCUCAAGCGACUGAAGUCUUUCUAAAGAAGUUAGCAGUCAUAGCAAAUAUGCGACUCAAAGAAUUUACACUCUACCAUGCUAAUAUGGAAAAUCACUGGCAUUUUGUGGCCUCAAAAAAUCGUGUCGUUGCUUCGCUCUGCCGUUUUCUGAGAAGAUGCCGGGAACUUGAGGUACUGAACUUAAUCGCUGCACGUGUAACACUUGUAGACGGCUGUAGAAUAUUAGAGUCCCUCGGCCGGGGAGCAGCAUCAAAAACUCUGAAAUUUUUAUACAUGGAAGACAUGUUCCAAACCAAUGUCAUCCCUAUCUCUAUAUCACGUUAUAGAAAUGCCAUGUCAAAGAUGAAAGGACUAACUUAUAUUUAUACUAACUACAACACAGUGAACGGAGAAAUCUUACGGCAUUUCGCUAGGGAACAGAAAAUGAAAACUUUUACUCUUACUAUUGAUUGCGACAUCAAUAGUUGGGUGAUAGAACCAGAGACAUGGACCUACUUUAAGAGGCAAUGUCCUGAUACCAAAGUCAUAUUUUAUAUCUAUGCUUCUGGAUUCCGUCAUGGCAUACAACAUGCACUCCCAGAAACUGUUCCUAUGAAAGAGAUUGACAUUAUUGCAUGGCCAGCAAUUGUAGAGUCUAGAGCAGAGGCACAAACUAGAUUGUGUGGAUUGAUUCACCACAUCAGUAACGUUUACUCUGAUACCCUAGAAAGUUUCAGCCUUCACCUUGACAAGAAUCAGCCAGUUGACGACGAGAUCCUGUACUUUCUCGGGAGAUGUUAUCGUCUCAAACAUCUGAGUCUGUUCUGUAAAAUGUCUGUUAACACUGUGGAGAAGAUUUGUCAGAUGCAGUAUGAUAAACAAUUAAAUCUGCGAUCCCUGAAUCUUGGUGUGUUGGGUUUAGAUGAAACAGAACUGAAGUAUUUAAUGACCGUCCGAGUACAACUUACACAAGCUAUCAGUCAAAGUAAUAAUAACGUCGUCAUCACAUCGGAGAUCGAGUCAGACGAUGAUGACGAGGAAAGCAUGGAAGAGGAAUCGGAAGAGGAAGAGGAAAACGAAGAAGAUGUUUUAGAAGAUGAAGAUGAGGACGAAAAUGUUGAGGAGGAAAAUGGUCACGUACUUGGUAAUCUCGAUGGACAGGCAAAUGAAGAACAACCUCUUGCGGCUGUUGUAAAUAAUGAGGAGGAGAACAACGAAGAGGGAAAUGAAAAUAAUGAAGAGGGCAACCAAGAUGAAGAUGGUGACAUAAUUGGAAAUAUUGAUGGACAGGCUAAUGCAGAACAACCUCGUGAGGGGGUCAAUAAUGAGGAUGAGGGCAACGAAGAUGAGGAGGAAAAUGAAAAUAAUGAAGAGACCCAUGAAAUUGUAGAGGCAAUUGAAAAUGAAGAGGGAGACGAAAGCAAUUGUUUACUUGUUCAACAUGAUGAGGUCGAGGAUGGUGAUCAGAACGAUGUAGAGGUUAACAAUGGGAACCAAGACGAAAACAAUUUGAAUGAAGGAAACGCUAUACUUAAUACUGAAAACAUUGAUUGUGGAAAUGUAGAUGAUGAAGACAAUGUGGAACAAUACAAUGAAGAAGAAAGCCUGGUCGGUGGUCAACAGGAAAUCAGAACAAUUAUUGGACAUCACUCUUUGAAUGGUGAAAAUGGUCAGCCUCAACACAUCGAAGGCGACAGGACUAAUAGUGAACAUAAUUAUGGAAUGAGUUUUGAUCAGUAUUACGAAAAUAUAUCUGUCAUAGAAGACGUCAUUAAUUAUGAUACAGAAAAUAUUGGAAUAGAUGAACAGAGCAACAUGCAAGAGAUCAAUGGUUAUCCAGGAGAAAACAGUCAGAAUAAUGACAGUGAUAUCAGUACUGGGCAUUGCGUUGGAUACGUAGAAGUUUCCCCCUUGGAGAAUAUGUGGACCCGUGCCAGAGAAGAUUUCCAUGAUGUCGAUAACGAGGUCAGCCAAUACUUCCCCUGGGAGGAUAUUGUAAUCGAUGGAGCCCCGUUCAGAGGAAGCUUUAAUGAAGAUAAUGGUGAUAAUAUCGAGAAUGGAGAUAAUAUCGAGAAUGGAGAUAAUAUCGAUAAUGGAGAUAAUAUCGAUAAUGAAAGGAACGAUGAAAAUAGUGAAGAGGUCAAAAGAGAGAAUGUAGAAAUAAACGAUGAAGAUGGCACUUCCAACAUCGAACAGGAGAGUUUGUUUAAUAACGCAGAUGACAAUGAUAACGAUGAAAGAGGAGUGGAUGCAGGCAAUUGUCACAAUGAUGAAGAAGGAAACAACGAAAACAAUGUCGAAAACAUCGAUCAAGACGAUGAAAACAUCGACCAUGAAAACGAUAACAUUGACCAUGAAGAUGAUAUCCAUGAUGGCAUUGACGAUUCCGAUAUCGAUAAUGAAGAUGCUGAAGACGACGAAGCCGAUGAAACUGAUAAUGCGGAUGAGAAUGAUGACGAGAAUGACGAUGAGAAUGAAGGUGAUGAUGAAGGCGACGAAGAAGAAGAUGAAGAUUCAGUCGAUGACAUUUUUGCCCAAUUAAUGGCUGAAACUGAUGAUGAAGAGGAGGACGAAGACUAUGAUGUUGUAUUAAUGGAGGAUAGAUCUGAGGAUGACGAGUCUACUGAGUAUGAAGAUGAGGGUGAUGAUGAAAACGACGAUGGAUCGAUAAACGCAGCAGAAACAACGGACGAAGAAUUGUAAAAAAAAUGAAAUGCACCCGUAAUUUAUUUUGUAUUAAGUUUGGUCAAUUUAUGAAUAAAUAAUUUUAAAACC